AUGACCUUCCCAGGUGACUCUUCGGGCUUCAAUCACCUCCGAGCUGCGGAGAUCAAGCACGGCCGAUUUGCCAUGAUGGCCGCGACGGGGUCCUUGUUUGCGUCGUUUGUGAAGCUCCCGGGAUUUGAAGAUGUGCCAACCGGAUUGGCGGCCUUGAACACUACGAAGGGCCUGGAAGGUUUCUCUCUCCUUUUCUUCUUGAUCGCGGGCCACGAGGCCGUGACAUGGAAGCCCGUGAAGGAGCCGGGAAGCUUUGGCGAUCCCUUCAAGUGGAACCAGUUCACCUCGGAGAUGCGCACGAAGGAGCUGAACAAUGGGCGCAUUGCUAU
Molecule: messenger RNA, 329 nt
Organism: Symbiodinium necroappetens
Lineage: Eukaryota; Dinophyceae; Suessiales; Symbiodiniaceae
Source: the annotation of a GenBank genome assembly